CCGCUGUCCUGAGCGCAGCGGACCUCCGCUCUGUCCGGUGACAGCGACGUCGCUCACUGCGGCUGCGGGCACCAGGUACCGUGCUCCCGGCGGGCCGGGGAUGCGAGCUGCACUCGCGACGACAGCAUGGCAGCCUCAGGGUGGGGCCGAGGAUGCGACAUCCUCAUCUUCUACAGCCCAGAUGGGGAGGAAUGGUGCCAGUACCUACAAGACCUUUUCGUGUCCUGCCGACAGGUCCGCAGCCAGAAGAUGCAGACAUACCGGCUGGCCCCGGAUGCCUCCUUCUCUGCCGAGGACCUGUGGGUCUUCCGGGAUGCACGAUGCGUUUUGGUGCUGCUGUCUGCGGGGCUGGUGGGAUGCUUCUGCCAGCAGGGACUGUUGCCGGUGCUGCAGCGCGCCUUCCACCCUCCGCAGCGCGUGGUGCGGCUGCUUUGCGGAGUGCAGCCCAGCGAUGAGGACUUCCAGGCCUUCUUUCCCGACUGGGCCCACUGGCAGGAGCUCACCUGUGAUGAUGAGCCGGAGACCUACCUGGCAGCCGUGAGGAAGGCCAUUUCUGAAGAUUCUGGCUGUGACUCGGUAACCGACACAGAGCCUGAGGACGAGAGAGCGCUUCCUUCCACAAAGCAGACAAACUUGCCUCCUGAGACCUCGCCUGGCAACCUGAUGGUGGUGCAGCCGGACCGAAUUCGCUGUGGGGCAGAAACUACUGUGUACAUCAUCGCGAGAUGCAAGCUGGAUGAGAGGGUGUCGACAGAAGCAGAGUUUUCGCCCGAGGACUCGCCCUCCGUCAGGGUGGAAGGCACGCUGGAGAAUGAGUACACGGUUUCGGUGAAGGCUCCAGCCCUCUCAUCUGGGAAUGUUUGUCUGAAGGUAUAUUCUGGAGACUUGGUGGUGUGUGAAACCACCAUCAGCUAUUACACUGACAUGGAGGAGAUCGGGAAUUUACUGUCCAGUGCUGCAAAUCCCGUGGAGUUUAUGUGUCAGGCCUUUAAAAUCGUGCCCUACAACACGGAGACACUUGAUAAACUGCUCACGGAGUCUCUGAAGAACAACAUCCCAGCAAGCGGACUGCACCUCUUUGGGAUCAACCAACUGGAAGAAGAAGAUAUGAUGACAAAUCAGAGGGAUGAAGAGCUGCCCACCCUCUUGCAUUUCGCUGCCAAGUAUGGACUGAAGAACCUCACGGCCUUGUUGCUCACCUGUCCAGGGGCUCUCCAGGCAUACAGUGUGGCCAACAAGCAGGGCCACUAUCCCAACACCAUCGCCGAGAAGCACGGCUUCCGGGACCUGCGCCAGUUCAUCGACGAGUAUGUGGAGACUGCGGACAUGCUAAAGAGUCACAUUAAAGAGGUGUUGAUGCACGGCGAGGAGGCUGAUGAUGUGUACGAGUCCAUGGCCCACCUGUCCACAGACCUGCUCAUGAAGUGCUCCCUCAACCCUGGCUGUGACGAGGAGCUGUAUGAGUCCAUGGCUGCCUUUGCCCCAGAAGCCACAGAAGACCUCUAUGUUGAGAUGCUUCAGGCCAGUGCAGGCCACCCUGUCUCUGGGGAAAGUUUCUCUCGGCCCACUAAGGACUCAAUGAUCCGCAAGUUUCUAGAAGGUAACAGCGUGAAGUCAGCCAGUUUGGAGAGAGAACAGCACCAUCCCCAUGGAGAAGAUCUUUAUCACACCGUGGAUGACGAUGAGACCUUUCCUGUGGACCUGGCCAACAGGCCCCCUGUCCCUGUGCCCAGGCCAGAGGCCGGUGUUCCUGGUCCUCACUUGGUGCCUGACAAUGAGCCAUACAUUUCUAAAGUUUUUGCAGAAAAAAGUCAGGAGCGGCUUGGGAAUUUUUAUGUUUCUUCAGAGAGCAUCAGAAAAGAGCCACCUGUGAGGCCAUGGAGGGACAGGCCCCCGUCGAGCAUCUAUGACCCUUUUGCUGGCAUGAAGACGCCAGGCCAGCGGCAGCUCAUCACCCUGCAGGAGCAGGUGAAGCUGGGCAUCGUCAACGUGGACGAGGCUGUGCUGCACUUCAAAGAGUGGCAACUCAACCAAAAGAAACGGUCCGAGUCCUUCCGCUUCCAACAGGAAAAUCUUAAAAGACUAAGAGACAGCAUCACUCGAAGACAGCGAGAGAAGCAAAAAUCAGGAAAGCAUGCAGAUCUGGAGAUCACAGUUCCAAUCCGGCAUUCGCAGCACCUGCCUGGGAAAGUGGAAUUUGGCGUGUAUGAGAGCGGCCCCAGGAAGAGUGUAUUCCCCGCCAGGACAGAGCUGAGACGUGGGGACUGGAAGACAGACAGCACGUCCAGCACAGCAAGCAGCACCAGUAACCGAUCGAGUACGCGGAGUCUCCUCAGCGUGAGCAGCGGGAUGGAGGGCGACAAUGAGGAUAAUGAAAUCCCUGAAAUUACUCGAAGUCGGAGCCCAGGUCCUGCCCAAGUGGACGGAGCCCCAGUUGUGACCGGAACACCAGCUGUGACCCUCGAGAGACCCCCUAGGGUGCCCCCUCGAGCUGCUUCACAGAGGCCUCCAAUCCGGGAGCCCUUCCAUCCUCCUCCACCCGUUCCACCGAGAGGUCGCUGAUUCUACCUCCGAGACCCAGCCCCCCUCAGGACUUUUAAGACUUGCAAUUUUCAGCCUGUUGAUGAAGUCUUCAUGUUGAGUGUUCUGCAUGACCACGGACCUUGAGAUCCACCGUCACUGCCGAUGUUGUAGCCCUGCUGGUUUGGGUGGUCCCUGAAGACGUUAUU
Acomys russatus (golden spiny mouse) is the source of this 2729-nucleotide messenger RNA. It is a transcript of the gene Pik3ap1, whose product is annotated as phosphoinositide-3-kinase adaptor protein 1. Gene Ontology annotation, molecular function: signaling receptor binding; phosphatidylinositol 3-kinase regulatory subunit binding. The coding region runs from base 127 to 2562 and encodes 811 amino acids. Gene Ontology annotation, biological process: signal transduction. The record is from RefSeq and is a predicted model, not a curated record. The transcript has 17 exons. NCBI's taxonomy places the organism in Eukaryota, Metazoa, Chordata, Mammalia, Rodentia, Muridae. Gene Ontology annotation, cellular component: cytosol.